AUGAAUGCUAAUGUCCCCUUCUCCGUUACGGUCCACCCUUACCGUCCCGGCUACGCAGCCUACGAGACGGGCUCAAUUGGGCGCAAGAACGCCGUUGUCUUCAUCGGAGGUCUAGGAGACGGGCCACAUUCUGUGCAGUAUCUUCGGACUGUUGCAAAAUAUCUCGAAGAUGCAGAAAAUCUGAGCUAUUCCCUCUUUGAGUUUCGCUUAAGAAGCUCUUUUUCGGGAUUUGGCACUGCAUCGCUCGCUGACGAUGUCGCCGACAUCUCCACGCUUGUCAAAUAUUUGAGAUCGAUUGGUAAAGAAAAAAUCGUGCUUUUUGGCCACUCUACAGGUUGUCAGGACUGUGCAGAAUACACAAACUACGCCAAGCAUGGCAGCAGCCCAGUCGACGGCUUCAUUCUGCAAGCACCAAUUUCUGAUCGUGAAGCAUUUAAGCUGGAGUUUCCAGAUACAGAUAAGAGCGUACAAGUUGCGGAGCAGAUGAUUGCAGAGGGUAAAGCAGACCACAUUGCUCCAAAAGAGGUCAUCCCACCAUCGCUAGGGCUUGCCGUCUCAGCGUACAGAUUAAGAUCAUUAUUGGCAAAGGGCGGAGAUGAGGAUUACUUUUCCUCUGAUCUUGAUAAUGCUACGAUAAAGAAAAUCUGGAGCCGCUUUGACAAACCCGUGCUGGUUCUGCAUUCUGCAAAAGACGAGAAUGUACCACGUCAUGUUGAUCAGAAAAGAUUAAACAAGCUUUAUCAAGAGGCGGGAGCUCAAGUUAGUCCUUUGUCAGAUUUGAUACCGAAUACUGGCCAUACCGUUCGACGGGACUCUGCUCGCGAAUGGCUAGGAGAGAGAAUUGUUGAAUUCUUGAAGACAUUGGCUUGA
Messenger RNA from Trichoderma breve, 870 nucleotides. RefSeq names its product alpha/beta hydrolase family domain-containing protein. Bases 1 to 870 code for a protein of 289 amino acids. The record is from RefSeq and is a predicted model, not a curated record. The transcript is spliced from 3 exons. Lineage: Eukaryota; Fungi; Ascomycota; Sordariomycetes; Hypocreales; Hypocreaceae.